Molecule: messenger RNA, 1637 nt
Organism: Cynara cardunculus var. scolymus (artichoke)
Lineage: Eukaryota; Viridiplantae; Streptophyta; Magnoliopsida; Asterales; Asteraceae
Product: probable sugar phosphate/phosphate translocator At3g14410
Exons: 8
Coding region: 529-1548 (339 amino acids)
Cellular component (GO): Golgi apparatus; trans-Golgi network; endosome
Molecular function (GO): antiporter activity
Source: RefSeq, a predicted model, not a curated record
GCAGUUGGGUAUUUCUGUUUCUAUUGAAAAGAGUGAGCAAAAACCCAAGUGGGAAAACAGUGUAGAUAAGUAAUAGAAGUAUUAAAAAUUGAAGGGAAUAAAAGACAAAAACAGGUUAGAGAUAAAGUAGAGAUAGAGAGAGAUCAGAAGAGGGUGUGUACCAAAUGAAUUUAAAGAAACAAAUCAAGAAAAUGGGGAUGACAGACAAAAAUAGGGAUGGGCAAUUGGAGGUGAGGAAUGGAUACCAAAUCCAUUUGAAGGAAGGCAACUGGGUGGCUCUCCUCCACAUGAUUGAUUGUGUGUUUCAUAGUUUUUUUCUUCAUUAUCAUCAUCCUAUUUCUUCCCCAAAUUGAAAAGAUGAAAAAGAAAAUCAAGAUUUUUGGAGUCGUUCCUAAAAGUCGCCAUCUUUCUUUCCUUUUCUGGUGUUCAUCUCCACUCCAUUAUAGAACAGGAAGAAGAUAAGAUCGUUUGUGGCAAAUUUGCCGUGAAGACAAUGAAUUACUGUGAAGAUGAGAUAGAGGAAGAUCAAUGCCAUCGUUAACGACGACAGAGCAUGUCAGAAAUUCAUCAAGACGACAGAUGCUAACCUAUUCCUACCUUCUCAUCUACAUUGCGCUUUCUAGUGGUCAGAUCUUCUUCAACAAGUGGGUUUUGUCGUCAAAGGAGAUUAACUUUCCGUUUCCACUUGGGUUAACGCUACUUCAUAUGGUCUUCUCCUCCGUCUUAUGUUUCCUACUCAAAGUUACCAAGCUUCUGGAUGUCGAACAAGGGAUGACUUUCGAAAUAUACACGACGUCGGUCUUUCCAAUUGGUGCUAUGUUUGCAGUGACUCUUUGGCUCGGAAACACUGCAUACCUGUAUAUAUCAAUAUCUUUUGCUCAGAUGUUGAAGGCGAUCAUGCCGGUGGCUGUGUUCAUUCUUGGUGUAGCAGCAGGACUUGAAGCAAUGAGUUGCAGCAUGCUGCUUAUAAUGUCUGUGAUAAGCUUUGGGGUAUUGGUGGCUUCUUAUGGCGAAAUCGACAUCAAUUGGGUUGGUGUGGUUUACCAAAUGGGUGGUGUUGUUGGUGAAGCUUUAAGGCUUAUUUUCAUGGAGAUUUUGGUGAAAAGGAAAGGGGUCAGAUUGAACCCCAUAUCCAUGAUGUAUUAUGUUAGCCCUUGCAGUGCUGUUUGCUUGUUUGUUCCAUGGAUCUUCCUGGAGAUGCCAAGAAUGGAGUCAUGGAGCUUUCAUCCUUUCGCUCUUACGCUCAAUUCCCUCUGUACCUUCGCUCUCAAUCUCUCGGUUUUCCUUGUCAUACAACAUACAAGCGCGUUAACCAUCCGGGUUGCCGGAGUUGUUAAAGAUUGGGUCGUCGUUUUGCUGUCAGCCAUCCUCUUCGCCGACACAAAGCUCUCCAUGAUAAAUCUCUUCGGUUAUGCCAUAGCCAUUGCUGGUGUAGCUGCAUAUAAUAACUACAAGUUAAAGAAGGAAGCCUGUGAAGGAAGUCCCACUGGAUCCAAGCUUUCUCCUACAGGAAGAACUGCUUCUUCCCCGACGUCAGCUUCCGUUUAGCAGAUUCGAAUCUCACAAUUAUGUAAUUAACCCCGUAGAAAGUUGAAAAAGUACAGAUUACAAAAUGUAAAUGUAGCAAGAAAUGCAUC